UUUGCGUGGGCUUCCCUCGGGCUCUCUCCUCCUUUCUCCUCUCUAGGAGUUUGCUAGCAGAUCAACGCCGUUGUGCAACUCGACAGAGAAGAAGACAAGAAAUCAUGGUUCCUGAAAAGUUUUACUUGCGCUUGUUCACAUUUGUGACCCUAUUGACUGUACUGGCACUCUCGGAUGUUGCAAGUGAGAACACUCUGGAAAAGCUUUUGAUGAAAAAAGUGGACGGUGGUGUAAAGCCAGCUGCAGCUGUGGCUGUGACUCCCUCCAGGGCCAAACAGUUCCUGGCCUCCCUUAAAAGACCCAAGAGGAACCUGUGGGACCGUAGCCGCCCUGAUGUUCAGCAAUGGAUCCAGCAGUUCAUGUACAUGGGCUUUGAUGAAGCAAGACUUGAAACGGAUCUGGCCUACUGGAUGGACCACUACCAAUCCAGUGACCAGGGUCGCCAGCAUCACUACGAUGAAAACUCUCCCAUGGGGCCUCGCAGCGCCAGCUCGUACAGGCACGGGGCAAAUGUCAACUAUGACGACUACUAAAACACCAAAGACAUAACCUCUCUGAUUUACCACAUGGUGUUGUCAGCUUGCUUCUUCCUUCUGUAGCUUGUACUCCUUUUGUGUAUCCUUUUGUAAAUGGAAAUAACAGAAAAUAAAAAUCCAAGAGACAAAGUCGAUUUUAAUAGUUCACACAUCAAUGUCACACAACAUGUCAUCAUUUAAUUGAAAAUGACAACUUACCAGAAAAAUAUCAUAAAGGUAGUCUAUAGAGUUGAGAACCACUGCCAUAUAUCAUGAUACCUUUAUGUGACGAAAAGACUGAAAUUUAGGUCAUUACCUAUAAUCAUGUCAAAUCAUAUUUUGAGCCUGACAGCACAUACGGAAAAUAACAAGAAUGAUGUUCUUCUUCAAAAAAGUCAUCUCUGGGUGUCUGGUGUUGUUUUCAAAAGGCUUGGAAAGAGUGUUACAAUAAAGACCACAGAACCUAGGUCGUCUGUUUGUUUGUGAAAGAAAUUAUUACUUUUAUUCAGCAAGAACGGACUAAAUUGAUCAAAGGUUACAUUUAUAAUAA
Molecule: messenger RNA, 1065 nt
Organism: Onychostoma macrolepis
Lineage: Eukaryota; Metazoa; Chordata; Actinopteri; Cypriniformes; Cyprinidae
Gene: ecrg4a
Product: ECRG4 augurin precursor a
Exons: 4
Coding region: 105-533 (142 amino acids)
Biological process (GO): G1 to G0 transition; regulation of cell population proliferation; anaphase-promoting complex-dependent catabolic process
Source: RefSeq, a predicted model, not a curated record